AUGACAUGCGAAAUAAGUGGGAAAUAUAGACCUUCUCUCCAAAAUUUUAAACGAGAUGACAUCUGUUCAAGAAAAUGUGAGUGUCUCAUUAAGUUGUGUGCUUAUAUGUUGGCAAAUAAGAAAUGGAGAUUUAAUGUCAUAUGUUGUUUACAUAACCCUGACUUCUAUGAAAAGUUAACUGAUCAUCCAAUUGCGUGUCGCCUUAUACUGGAAGAGAAGGAUUUCAUUUCAGACAUGCCAUUGAAUUUGAUUCAACCGAAAAACAUACUUGCAAGUUUGAAACAUCAAAGACCCGAAAUUGUUUCAAAUAUCAACCAAGUGUACAAUAUUAGGUACCGAACAUACGAGGAUGGAGUAACGAUUAGAGAUAUAUUUUGGAUCCAUCCUCAUUUCAUCAAUUUGUUCAACAAGUUUCCUACUGUUCUCAUCAUUGAUUCAUUGUACAAAACCAACAAGUACAAACGUCCAUUAUUGGAGAUGGUUGGUGUUACCUCUACUGAGAAGACUUAUUCUAUUGGGUUUGCAUUUCUAGAGAGUGAAAAAGAGGAGAAUGUUCCUUGGGCCUUAGAGGUGUUUCGGGAAAUGUAUCACAUAACAAAGAAUGUGAGAAGUCGUGUUAAACCCACGGUAGGGAAGAAACAGAUAAAGGUCGAAGAUGGAAAAAUGGAAGGUGUGAGUGAAAUAUCUUGA
Lathyrus oleraceus (garden pea) is the source of this 690-nucleotide messenger RNA. RefSeq lists its product as uncharacterized. The record is from RefSeq and is a predicted model, not a curated record. Bases 1 to 690 code for a protein of 229 amino acids. The transcript has 4 exons. NCBI's taxonomy places the organism in Eukaryota, Viridiplantae, Streptophyta, Magnoliopsida, Fabales, Fabaceae.